AAGCAACGAUACAGUGCGGCAAAGAUGAUGACGACGACGGGUGGUAGUCGUAGAGGGCUAGGGAGUAUGAGAGGAGGGAAAUGGGAGCAGCCUGGCUGGCGGAUAGAGCAGAGAUUUUGUCAGGGAGUUCUGAUUGGCAACUGGUCUGAAGACAGACUGGGGAAGUUUCCAAAGGGAAAUGAGUUUGGCAACAGCACAAGUCGCGAGGCAUUUCUUAAGUAUCCACAUUCAGUAUACAUCCCAGACAGUGGCACUCGUCGAAAAGGAGUCCUCAGAAAUUAUGGCCUGGGACAGACACACAUCUUUGGUCACCAUGGCAAUGCCUACAUGCACAACAACAUUUCCACCUAUGACCAGCACUUCAGUAGAUGUCACUCCACUGGACAACAGAGAGAGUGGGACAAACAUUGGCUGUCAUGGUUACCUGAGGCUUCAGACCAUCCCACCACUGGUCUGCCAAAACGAUAUGGUCUGAAGGAAGCCAUUGAGGAAAAGUGGCGCAGAAUUCGUGAGAUUGAAACUCACGGAGACUACCACUCCACCUACUCCACCACCUUCCGACCUCCUGCUGCCUCCUCGGAGGACAAAGGUCGUCGCUAUGCCACCCCAAGGCAUCUUUCCUCCCACCUACACCCUCACCGUGGGAACGCUCACCUGUCGCUCAGGGGUGUGUCCCAUCUACAAGCCCCUGAAACAGUGGACACAAGGCUUCUGAAUGCCACUGUCUAAAAACAUGUCUACUCUUUUCAUUAAUCAUUGCCACGCAUGCGAGCAGCAAAUACCUUUUGACGUCUGUCGCUGCUCUUAUGGAAAAUAAUAAUGAGGGUAUCACAGAGAUU
Messenger RNA from Geodia barretti, 839 nucleotides. NCBI's taxonomy places the organism in Eukaryota, Metazoa, Porifera, Demospongiae, Tetractinellida, Geodiidae. The record is from the annotation of a GenBank genome assembly.